CCUCCUCCUCCUCCUCCUCCUCCUUUAUCCUCGUUCUCUCUCUGCUUUUAUCCAAGUGUUUGUGGCCCCCACAUUUUCACAGCGACUCUGAGCCGUGGAGCGUCACAUGUGAAUAUGAGCGUCCUUCCAUGCAGCUUCCUCUUCCUCCUCCUCCUCUGCUUCCCCGUCCUCGCUGAGGCCAAGCGGCAGCCCGGGCAGGGGAGACCUGACAAACCCCGCCAGCCUCCGUCUUCACCCCCACCGGCCAAGAGACCUAGAAAUCGCUCCGUGCCCGGCUCUGGGGAGCUGAGCACCAAGGAGGGACAUCGCUGCAUCUGGCAGACGUCUGGAGAGGGACUGGUGAGCCUGCUGGUGAACUGCAGCACUGAAACACUGGGAGAGCAGCAGAGGUAUUGGUGUCGUUACGCCGGUAAACCGGACCUGUGCCAGGCUUAUGGGGUAAAGUCCAGCCAGUACUGGAAGCAGCUCGUGGGCAAGCUGAAGAAGAGGCAGAAUGCCUGCGAAGGGGAGAAAGUCCUGAAAGCCAAAACCUGCAAGAAGGCACCCGCUGAGGCCCACAUGAAGCUUGCCCAACGCAAUGGAGAGGAGGAGAGGAAGGGAGGAAAGGAAGGUGGGAAGAAGAAAGUGGCGCCAGCCAGCAAGAGUUCAGAUGGAGGGAAGGCAGAAAGGAGAAAGAAGACAGAGGGGGAGGUGGAUGAGGAGAAGAAGAAGAGAGAAGAGAGGACUGGCUUUGAGGAGGAAGGAGUGAUGAACGACAUGGAGCCCGCGCAGACAUACUGCAGUGAGGGAUGGCACUCUGUCUGCUCAUUCUUUGUCAAGUUUUUUGAGGGUUGAUGGGAAAUUAUGAGGGAAACACAGAGCUAAUUUUUGCUAAAUGGUGCGAGUUCACAAUCUAAAAAGAAUCAAAAUGUUUUUUUAAUCACCAGGCACCUCAUUUAUAAUAAAUAUUUUUUUAUUUUUUAUUUUCAACUUUGAGCUGUAGAAGUUAAAAGUUCUUUAUAUCACAUUUCAAAUACCACUGAAUAUUUGAAGUCAGGUUUAGAUGAAAACUUUGACUUGGAUUUGGUUGUAAAACUAAUUAUGAACUUUUUAACAAAUGAAGCCCCCUGGCAUCUAAUUUGCAACUUUAUAGUGGAACGAUAAUUAAAACCUGGCAUUCUGAAUUAUAUAAUGGAAUCAAACCCAUCCAUACUGAAUGACAGCUAUAAUUCAUUAGAAACAUCCCUCCCAGUCAGAAUCACAGCUGCUGUAACUUCACAGUGGAAAGAAGGAAAAUGAAUCCAGUUGUAUUUGAGUUUCGUUUGUAUGAAUUGAGCAUAUUUAGCUUUGGGAUGUGUUCUGUAAUAUAAAGGUUGUUGUAGUUCAGUUUUUUCUGUAGAAAUGUUGAAUCAGAUGAGAAGUUGAGCUGUGUAAUGUUGUAAUUGUCUGACUAACAAAUCAAUAAAAACAAUGUUUUAGUGGACAACAAUCAGUUAGUGAUCAUCGAUGAUGAUGGCGAUGAUGAUAGUAGUAAUUCUAGAUGAAUAGGUGUGUUGUUUAUCCUUAUUUUGUGAUGUGUAACUAAUAUUUUCUAUAAAUUUUCUGUAACUUUUGUAAAAAACAAACAAACAAACAAACAAAAAACAUUCUGGUUUCUGUUUGACUUGUGUCAGUUAGACCUGUGUGACAUUUUUUAUAUUUUUUGAAAUGUUAACACUGUUUGUGGAAUUCUACAAUAAAAACAAAGUGCUUGAAAUAAAUAAA
Lates calcarifer (barramundi perch) is the source of this 1743-nucleotide messenger RNA. It is a transcript of the gene fgfbp3, whose product is annotated as fibroblast growth factor binding protein 3. Gene Ontology annotation, molecular function: growth factor binding. The record is from RefSeq and is a predicted model, not a curated record. Lineage: Eukaryota; Metazoa; Chordata; Actinopteri; Centropomidae. The transcript has 3 exons. Gene Ontology annotation, biological process: cell-cell signaling. The coding region runs from base 115 to 834 and encodes 239 amino acids.